Molecule: messenger RNA, 1691 nt
Organism: Nanorana parkeri
Lineage: Eukaryota; Metazoa; Chordata; Amphibia; Anura; Dicroglossidae
Gene: LPAR6
Product: lysophosphatidic acid receptor 6
Exons: 1
Coding region: 493-1521 (342 amino acids)
Biological process (GO): positive regulation of Rho protein signal transduction; phospholipase C-activating G protein-coupled receptor signaling pathway
Cellular component (GO): membrane
Molecular function (GO): lysophosphatidic acid receptor activity
Source: RefSeq, a predicted model, not a curated record
GCGUGAGAGAGAGAGAGAAGAGAGCUUCCUCCUCUGAAGUUUGCACUUCCAGCAGAAGCACAGCAAGACUGAAAAUACACCUCUCUCUUACUCGGCAGAUGAUCCUGCAUUGCUCUUUGAUACUGCAGCAUGUUUCCCUUGCCUAACCUUCUACCACCAGGAAUAAAAGGUGCACAGCUGUAAAGGUAACAAGUAUUUCUGGAUCAAAGAAUUUGAAGGAAGUCAUAAACGCAAAUUGUGGAGAUGUUAAGGACUGAAAAUUUGCAAGUGGAUUGUAGAGAGCCUUGUGGAAACGAACACACUGAAAAAUCUCCCAACUGAUACCCAGUGCUGGAUUGGGAUAGUUCUUGCUGGACCUCACACCACUGGAUAACUGCAAGGGGAAGCUCCAAGCUGGCCACACGUGCACAGCCAAUGAUCGGUGACCGUUAAACGUAUAGCUCAACAAAGGACCAGCACAAACUGCCUGGCGUGCCUGGACUACCAUUGAAGAUGGUAAACAAUACAACACACUGCCCAGUGUAUGAUGAAUUUAAGUACAUCCUGUAUGGAUGUAUAUUUAGCAUGGUGUUUGUGCUUGGCUUGAUUGCAAACUGUGUUGCUUUGUACAUCUUCAUCUGCACCUUAAAAGUGAGGAAUGAAACCACAACGUACAUGAUCAACUUAGCCAUUUCUGACCUCCUCUUUGUGUUUACACUGCCUUUUCGGAUUUUCUACUUUGCGGCAAGGAACUGGCCCUUUGGAGAUACGCUGUGCAAGAUAUCAGUGACUCUUUUCUAUACAAAUAUGUAUGGAAGUAUCUUGUUUCUCACUUGCAUCAGUGUGGACCGCUUUCUAGCAAUUGUACAUCCAUUUCGGUCAAAGACCAUCAGGACAAAAAAGAAAGCAAAAAUUACGUGUGGGGUUGUUUGGCUCAUUGUGCUCACGGGCAGUGUCCCUGCAAGCUUUUUUCGCUCAACAAACUCAAAGAAUAACAGCUCUUCAGAGACUUGCUUUGAGAACUUCUCUGACGAUACCUGGAAAACCUAUCUGUCGAAGAUCGUCAUUUUCAUUGAAAUAGUAGGGUUCUUCAUCCCCCUCAUACUCAAUGUGUUCUGUUCAACAAUGGUUUUAAAGACCCUGAAGAAGCCAGUGACAUUAAGCAGGAGCAAACUCAACAAAAAGAAGGUGCUUCUGAUGAUCGUUGUCCAUCUGGCAAUCUAUUGCUUCUGUUUUAUCCCCUAUAAUGUUAAUUUGGUGCUUUACUCGCUUAUGAGAACUCAGGCUUUUAGUAACUGCUCUGUGCAGGCAGCAGUUAGGACUAUGUACCCCAUUACACUCUGCAUAGCAGUAUCAAACUGCUGCUUUGACCCCAUUAUUUACUAUUUUACAUCAGAGACCAUUCAAAAUUCCAUCAAGAAGAGGAACCGUCCCAUGAGGAAGGAUUCGCGAUUCUCUGAAACCAUUGGAUCAGACAAUUUUAUUCAGCAUAACUUACAGUCUUUGAAAGCAAAAAUAUUUGAGAACGAGUCUACCAUAUGAUAAAAGGCAGCUGCACUCCUUGGAUUCAAAAACCUGUAUGUGCAGCUGGAUUGCUACAGUAUGUAAGUGGCUUUAGGCACUAACAAGCUAAAUACUGUUUAUGCUGAAACUGUACCGUCACGUGCCAUAUCUGUUUGGGGAGAUUAUGGCAAAGGCCUAAAUUAGGGUUA